Penicillium taxi is the source of this 531-nucleotide messenger RNA. RefSeq names its product mitochondrial 54S ribosomal protein bL31m. The record is from RefSeq and is a predicted model, not a curated record. The coding region runs from base 1 to 531 and encodes 176 amino acids. The transcript has a single exon. NCBI's taxonomy places the organism in Eukaryota, Fungi, Ascomycota, Eurotiomycetes, Eurotiales, Aspergillaceae. Gene Ontology annotation, cellular component: mitochondrial large ribosomal subunit. Gene Ontology annotation, molecular function: structural constituent of ribosome. Gene Ontology annotation, biological process: mitochondrial translation.
AUGUCAAUGCACACCACCAUCCGCCGCACGGCGGCCACAUUACCCAGCUCAACAAGCACCAUCCUGCCAACAAGCCAACUCUCACAAAGCAAGGCCACAACCUUCAUCUGCUCGCAAUGUCGACAUGCCACACUUCUCCGCCGACCUAAGCGGCCAUACACCUUCACCCAGCUCAUCACCCUCUCCGAUGGCAGUGCCUUCACGCACCGUACCACCUCUCCGGCACCCGUGAUCCGCUCUACGCGCGACACACGCAACACGCUUCUUUGGAACCCGUCCAGUAGCAAGCUGAUGAACGUGGAAGAUGACGAGGCUGGUCGAUUGGCUGCUUUCCGUGCGCGCUUUGGUCGUUCUUUCGAUGCGACGGCCCCUGCUUCGGACACCGGUGACGCUGCUGCUGCGAAGGCUGAUGAAGAGGCUGCUAAGGCUCAGGCUAAAGCUGACCAAGAAGAGGAGGAUAAUCUGCUGGAUCUGAUUAGUGCUUUUGGUCAGCAGGAGCCUGCGCCUGCUGAGAAGAAGAAAAAGUGGUAG